Molecule: messenger RNA, 5233 nt
Organism: Neopsephotus bourkii (Bourke's parrot)
Lineage: Eukaryota; Metazoa; Chordata; Aves; Psittaciformes; Psittacidae
Gene: TRAF5
Product: TNF receptor associated factor 5
Exons: 10
Coding region: 913-2322 (469 amino acids)
Biological process (GO): protein K63-linked ubiquitination; regulation of apoptotic process; positive regulation of JNK cascade
Cellular component (GO): plasma membrane signaling receptor complex
Molecular function (GO): thioesterase binding; zinc ion binding; tumor necrosis factor receptor binding
Source: RefSeq, a predicted model, not a curated record
AGUUGUUGCUGUAAGCUGAAGCUGUACGCUGUGAGGUGCUGUUUCAAUCUGUCUGUCUAGCAUCGUGCCAUUCAGAUGAACCUGUGGCAUUAAUGUCUCACAGUGUCAGCACCGGUGGUUAGAUUAAGCUAUUUUCAUCUGCUUCUCUAGAAUUGAUUUUAGAGGAGUUCUGAAACUGAUGGCAGUAUUGCCUGAUACCAAAGUCAGGUCACAAGGCUGCUGGCACCCAUCUGCUUGGGAUUGAGCUGCAGGUACAAGUGAGACAGCCUGUCUGGGAAUGCCUUAUGGACUGCUUGGUGUAGCCAAGGGCAGGAUUUGGCUAUGGAGGCAGCAGAGGAGCCAGUUUAUGUGGAUGGAUGUCACCAUUUACCUUUUACAUGCUUUGUGUUUGCUGCUUUCUCUCCCUGCCUCCUGUUUGCGCUGCCUCAGGAAGUGUUUUCCCAUCUCUUAUUGUAGGACUUUUGGAAGCCUUUUGAGACAGGAGCCAUUGGAUCUCCUGUUAGUGGUGUAGCAUGGCUUGCACCAGGCAAAGACUGGGUUUAACACACACGAUGGGACUUUUUCCAGAUGUGACAUGAUGGCCAGAGAGUGACAAAGUCCUCUUAACUAAAACCCAUCUUACUAGCACUCAUAGGACAAACUUUGCUUUCUGUUAUAUAUCCACUGUUGCAGCUUAAUGCCCUCUCAGUGCUAUGGCCAGAAGUUGGCUGCAUAGUUGCCAGACUAAAGUGAUUUUGAAGGCCUUUUUUGGGGUUUUAUGGUAUCGAGUAUUGACUUCUGCCAGAGUCAGAUUCCAGCAUGGUCCAAUGUGGGUAAAGAAAUCAGUUUUUCUGUGGGAUAACACAACCCUUCUGUUGAUCUAGAGAACUGAGCACAGUACCCACCUGUCCUGUCGACAAAGAGACAAUAAAAAUGCAUGAGGUAUUCAAAGACAACUGCUGUAAAAGAGAAGUUCUCAACUUGCACGUGUUCUGCAAAAACAUUCCAAACUGCAACUCGAAAAUCAUGCUGGGACGGUACCAGGAGCAUCUUCAGCAGUGUUUGUUUGAAAGCGUGCCGUGCAGUAAUGAUGGAUGCUGUGACCAAGUUCUUCGGAAAGACCUGGAAGAGCACUUGAGCCAGCACUGUAAAUUCCGAGAAGAGAUGUGUCAGUACUGUAACAAAUAUGUGGUGUUGGUUAACAUCAAGAAUCAUGAGAAAAAUGACUGUCCUGAUUAUCCUGUGCCUUGUCUCCAUAACUGUUCCCAAAUCAUUCUGAAAAAAGAGACUGAAAAGCACCAUGCUGUGUGUCCUGAGGUGGAAGUGGACUGCCCCUAUAGGCAGUACGGCUGUCUUGUAAAGGUUAAAAGAGGGAAACUUGCUGAACAUGAGAACGGUGCCCUGAGAGAGCACAUCCUGCAGAUCUUAGACAAGAACUCCCAGUUGGAAGAGCAGAUAACUGACCUGUAUAAGAGCCUGGAAUGCAAAGAGAUUAAAAUCCAGCAGCUAGCGGAGGCCAUUAAAAAGUGUGAGAAAGAACUGAGACAGUUUACACAACUGCUUGGUAAAAAUAGCAACUUGAUGGUAAGCACACAGGCUCUGGCCAGUCACCUGGAUAAAUCUGCACGCUUGGAGUCACAAGUGAAACAGCUAAUACAGAUGGCAAACCAGCAGCAAAGCAAAUUAGAUUUGCAACCUCUGUUCGACAUGAUUGAGAAUGUAAAACAGAAGAUUGCCCUGAUGGAGACAUACGAUCAGCGCUUGGUUGUUUUGGAAGGCCAGUCCAGCAAACACGAUCUCCAGAUCAACAUUCACAAAGCACAGCUCAAUAAAAACGAAGAACGCUUUAAGCUUUUGGAAGGCACGUGCUACAAUGGGAAAUUAAUCUGGAAAAUCACAGACUACAAGACGAAGAAGAAGGAAGCAGUGGAAGGCCGCGUCCUCUCCAUAUUCAGCCAGCCCUUCUACACCAGCCGCUGCGGGUACCGGCUGUGUGCGAGAGCCUACCUGAACGGGGAUGGCUCAGGGAAGGGAACGCACGUCUCCCUUUACUUUGUAGUGAUGAGAGGGGAGUUCGAUUCGCUGCUACUGUGGCCUUUCAAGCAAAAAGUCACACUUAUGCUUUUGGACCAAAGUGGGAAAAAAAAUCACAUUGUGGAAGUCUUUCGAGCCGACCCCAACAGCAGCAGCUUCAAAAGGCCGGAUGGAGAGAUGAAUAUUGCCUCCGGGUGCCCACGCUUCGUGCCACACGCGGUCCUGGAGAACACAAAGAACACCUACAUCAGAGAUGACACUCUCUUUCUGAAAGUGGUUGUGGAUUUAACUGAUCUGGAGGAGCUGUGAAAAGCGCUCCUGGUCAGUGUGACUGCUUUAACCAACAAGGAAUGUUUUCUUGGUGACCACCAGCCAUGCGAUACUAAAUUAUCACUAGUCAAGACACUGAUACUGUUUUGAGGCUUUUGGACUGCGUAACAGGCAAUAAAGUGCCAAAGCAUCAGACUUCCUUCCCUUUUAUAACCCUUUUUUCCAGACUGCAUUUUCCAGACAGCUGGAAGUCCAGUUUGAUGCAACAUGCAUUUGAUCCACUCUCGGCUCAGCCCAAGCUAGGGGGAAUCCUUGGCUCCCAUCACCAGACUGGCAUUUGGAAAUGAAACUCCUCCAGUAAGCUCCCUGGAGCCCAAGCAGGCCUGUGGGCUCCUGUCAUUCACAUAGAACUGAAGCCUUACCCAUGCAUGCAACUGCAUUUCACCUGUCUGAAAUGGAAGCAUUUCAACAGCAGCACGUUUGAAUCAAAGUACCUUGAUCCCCCCAUCUCCUGGAUUUUUGCACCUUUUCUUGUUGUAACUGUGUUUUCCAGAAAGCCCAGAGGAAGAUGCCAAUGCCUCUUACUUUUCUAGCCUGGUAUCUCAGCUGUAUAGAGUACUCCCAGCUCACAAUAGCUUUGUUACGUCCUUUCCAUUCCUGCCUAGUGCCUUGGGACUGAUUUCCACUGGUGUUAAAUAUCUACAGUCCCCACUGAAGUCAAAAGAAGCUGCAGGUGCUUCUCACCUCUCAGGACAUGGCCAGAAGCAGGGUCCUUGGCCAGCUGGGCAAAGAGGGGCACAACUCCUGUACUUUUGCUCCCCCAUCUGCACAGAAGAGAUGUUUUCUGGCUUACCAUCUCUCCAAAAGGCAGGAAAAGCUUUGGGUAUCUGCUUAGAAAAAGCCCAUGUAACAUGCACUAUUUCCCUCUGCUAGGAAUUCAGACGUUUGGGAAAGAAGGGAGGAAAUGGUUUAGAAGUGAGGUUGCUGUAAGAGCCCCAUUCUCACAGGCUGGGCAGCUCUAGCAUUAGUUAAAGGGCGAGAUAGCCACUGAGUAACAACUGAUAACUAUGAAGCAUGUCUGAAGGUGUUCAUUUCUAUUCCAGGUUCCUUCCAUACUGCAAGGGAAUGCAGGCAUUGCAUGGGGUUUAUUGGAGAUGCACUAAACCCACCACACCACCAGCAGGCACUGAAGAAUGAGUGAUAACCAACACACGUGCCUUUGUAAAGCCUUUUGGGUGCCUGCAAGAGGGAUGUAAUUUUGCACACUCGCUCAUUUUGUUGUUACAAGUGACAGAAUGUUGUGCCUCUCACCUCUCACAGACCAGGUAGUGAAACACCACAGCGUUAUCCAUUGCUCCUGCAGUCCACUGCCAGAGCAAAACUGGAGCUUGUCAAGAGACAGCAAGAAAUCAAGCUGGGCUUUGAGUACCAGUAGACUAGGCAGGAUAAACACCAACACAGGGCACAGACUACAAGCUAUGAGGAAGGGAGUUCAAGAGAGCAAAUGUGGCGGAACCAAAACCACCCUUUCUCUGAGGGAUGUUGAUAACUGAAAUAACAUGAUUUGGGGACUGAUGGCAAGAGGAAGGCAAAACACCGCGUAUUUUGUACCUGCCAUCCUACUGCUAGGCCUUGACUUUCCCCCAUGGUUUCUAAGAUGUAAUUCAGCCAUGGAUGUGUUUGAAUUCAGGGGCAGGUUGGUUAUCUGUACCUCACAGUGGGUUAGCACAUCUGGAAUCUCUGGUUGAUCUACAUGUUCUUUAUGUUGUACGGUGUUGUAUGGGUCACCAUAGGGUUUUCCAUGUUCCCACAGACACAGGGUAAGGAAUGGAUUUUAUUCCCCUUGUACCGCUGUGACUUUGAGUCACUUGGGCCCUACAACAGAGACAAUCAGGCCUCGUGUCCCUAAUGCUUCACUACAGAAAGAGCAAGCUUGGUUUGAAAAUGGUGUGGCAUUCUAGGCCAUCAAUCCUGAGCCUCGGGCAUGUCAAUUACUACUUGACUAUUCGGCACAUACCUUUCAAAGCGGCCCAGUUUGCAGGAUAACCACUAAUAAUGAACACACCACCCCUUUUUCCUGGGAUUCUCCAGUAUGUUGAGUGUAAAAUAAGAAAGCGAUAAAGAACUUGGACAGUUGAGGGAGGCAAGACAGAAAAGAUUUGGUUUGUAUCCUGGCAAAUUCCCAGCCCUCUCUGCCUCCACCCCCAGCAGUAUCAAACGGGAAUGAUACCACCUGCAGAAGCGUUAGGGCUAUUUAAAUGUUUGUGAAGAGUUUGGAGCAUGAAAAGAGCUAUGUAGUAUUAUAGAGCUUUAUUAUAGAGUAGGGGAUGGCAUAGUGAUGUGGGUGUUAAGUGUGUUCCUAGAUAGGUUUUGGAAGCAUGUUUGCUUUUAACCGGUCUGUACCACAAUCCCUCCUCUACCCCCAGCUGGGUUUAUGGGUUUUUGCCAUGGAUAUUCCUUUUCCAAUUUUGAAGCACAAACUCUUCAUCCUGGGUGAUGGCAACAUCCCGGAACACUGCCUGUUUUAUAGUGUUAGCUGAGGAAACGGGCUUUUUUAAAGCCAGCCUUCUUCAGAUUUGUUCUUUUUAUUACAACAAUUGAGAGAUUUAUGUUAAAAUUUUCAGUGGUUUGGUUUUUUUUUUUUUACUACUUGUAAACCAAAGUUUAAAUUUCAUCCCAUUGCUAACAAGGAAACCAGUGUUGUGUGGCAUGGACUGUCGGGAAGGGUUUUGAUGUCGCAUGAAAAACACCAACAAGCCUCCUAAUCCUAUUGUACUGGGUGAGUGCCCAAAAGAGCGCCGGGUAUUUCUGCAUCACACACAGUGUAUUUCUAAUGUAUUUAUGCACACUUUGUAGUUGUUUGGAUCUCUUGCUACAAUCCAGGCAUUUUUCUAGCCAAAUGCCAUCACUGUGCACAUAAACUACCAUAAGAAUAAAGGAUUUUACCAUC